This is a messenger RNA of Capsicum annuum, 907 nucleotides long. RefSeq names its product classical arabinogalactan protein 5. Lineage: Eukaryota; Viridiplantae; Streptophyta; Magnoliopsida; Solanales; Solanaceae. The transcript has a single exon. The coding region runs from base 270 to 680 and encodes 136 amino acids. The record is from RefSeq and is a predicted model, not a curated record.
UGUACGCUCCUGAUUUCUCAACACGGAAGUAAAAGACGUAAAUAGACGAAUUCAACUUUUAAUUUUCCUUUUAUAAUUUUAUAUUCCCACUUCCCCCCUAUAUAUACUCCUUUUCCUGUGUCAUACUUCUUCGUCUCUCUACAACAAACUUCUUCUUCUUCUUUACCACCUAUACAUACAGAUACUUACACUUUCUCUCUCUAAAAACUCAUUACCACUUCAUACAAAACAGUUAGUUAAUUUACAAUUUUAGAGAGAGAGAGAGAGAAAUGGCUUACUCGAGUAUGAUUGUUGUGGUGUUUGUCAUUGCUUUGGUUACUGGAUCUGUUUUUGGUCAGGCACCAGGAGCAUCACCAGUGGCUUCACCAAAGGCAUCUCCAGUUCCAGUUCCUCCCGUAGCAACACCUCCUACUGCAGUAACAACACCAGUAUCUGCACCUGCAGUAUCUCCUGCUGCAAGUUCUCCUACUGUUGAGUCUCCGGCUUCAUCUCCACCAGCUCCACCAACUGCUGAAACUCCGGCAGGUGCUCCAUCUGCUGGCGGUGCUCUUCCUCCAUCGUCGAUUGGUGCUACUCCUACUGACUCUCCGGCUGGAUCUCCUAACGCUGCUUCGUUGAACAGAGUUGCUGUUGCUGGAUCUGCUGUUGUAGCAAUCUUUGCUGCAUAUUUGGUGCUUUAAAUCUGAGAGGAGAUACUUGGAUUUGGAUUUGUUGAGAGAUGUUUAUGAUUUUUUUAGGGUUUUGUUAUUUUUUUAGUUCCAUCUUUUUUACUCGAUGUUUAUUCGUUUUGCUUUUACUUUACUCGUGGGACACUGCGUACAUGCUAUUGAUUUGAUUUUUACUAUGGUUAUUGUUUAUUAUUAUUAUUAUCACCAUUGUUAUUAUGGAUUCUUUGUUAUUUAUGGUA